UGAAGCUUAAUUACCUGUCUGAACAGAGAACUCCAAACAUGGGUAUCAGAAGCAUCAUUACCAACAGGAAUCUCUUUAAAAAUACAGUUUUAUUACUUAUUAGCAGGUCAGCGGCUUCUCUUGUCCUUUUCACUCUACUCUUCCAUAACAAAAGUUUUGGGGAGAAUCCUUUCGUUGGAUACUUUGGCCAGGGCGCCAUGAUGGUGACUGCUUGCAUAUUGGGACAUUUCGUUGGAAACUACUUCGGCAGAAGAUUUACACACUGUCUGGUGUUCCUGAUCGCCACCGUUAUUUCCAUUGUUCUCGUGGUGCUGACAACAGUAUCUGCUGAACAAUGGGUGACAACUGCUGGGUCACUGUCGCUACAACUCUUCUCCUCUUCGUCGUUGUUACUUACGAACUUACAGGGCAUGGAAAUCCAUCCGACAUGUCUACGCCAAACAUGUAUCGCCAUUGAAUAUAUAGUUCUGUCUUGCGUUAUGUGUGCAAAUCCGUACCUUUCAUACCUGGGAAACACAGCUGGACAGCACUGGUUAUUCGCAGUACUCGGGACCGUAACGCUUAUCGCAUCAGUUCUGGUGUCAUUUUUACCUGAAUCGUUGAAUGAGAAGCUUCCAGAGACAAUGAAAGACGCAGCGCUCUAUGGUCGUGACCAGAAGUUCUGGACUCUUCCCGGAGGCAAGACCAGCUUACCAGAAACUACUCCACUCUACAAAACCGGUUUUACGGAAUGUACCUCCUUCAGUAAUCACAAUGUAUAGGGAACUGAAGUAGUCCGCAGUCUAGUGCCAAACUUUCGACAUCGAACCUCUUUGGUAUUUUGUGUCAAUCGUUGCCGUCGCUUAAUUAUUAAUACAGUUCUUAACUAGAGCGUGUGAAGCAUAACGGACCACCACUGCAGGCUUUGCAACUUCAGAGAAAUUUUAUAGUUGUCGGUGAGUAAUGAACCAAGGGAAUCCAAACCAAUGACUAGGAACAAUUAUCACUACACCACAGCAGCAAUUUUUUUAUGUCUUUGUUGCAGUAAGAACUUAGACAUUUAUUGGGGAGUCUUCUACGAAAGA
Schistocerca americana (American grasshopper) is the source of this 1064-nucleotide messenger RNA. Its product is annotated as solute carrier family 22 member 19-like. The transcript is spliced from 4 exons. The record is from RefSeq and is a predicted model, not a curated record. Bases 39 to 761 code for a protein of 240 amino acids. NCBI's taxonomy places the organism in Eukaryota, Metazoa, Arthropoda, Insecta, Orthoptera, Acrididae.